AUGACGUCGCUUAUGGGUUACCAACCUCAAAAUGAGGGUGUCGGAUAUUCCUUUUCUCAGCCAACCAGUGCUCCCAUCAAAGAGCACUCCUUCUACCCGUAUACCGACAACGGCGGUUCAACUUUGGGCAUCUCAGGUUCCGACUUCGCGAUCCUUGCCGGCGAUACUCGUUCCGUUGCAGGAUACAAUAUCAACUCUCGCUACGUCCCGAAAGUAUUCAGGAUCGGUGGUGAUGACGAGACUGGAGAGGGUGCUCAUAUCCUGUUAGCGGUCGUCGGUUUUGCCGCCGAUGGUCAAGCUCUCAAAGAACGACUUGAUGCCGUGGUGAAGAUGUACAGAUACCAGCAUGGAAAGCCUAUGUCUGUGUCAGCGUGUGCACAGCGACUUUCGACUAUCCUUUAUCAGAAACGAUUCUUCCCCUAUUACGUGCAGGCCAUCUUGGCAGGAUUGGAUGAGGAGGGCAAGGGAGCAUUGUACAGUUACGAUCCUGUUGGCUCGUAUGAAAGAGAGCAGUGCAGAGCGGCUGGAUCUGCUGCAAGCUUGAUUAUGCCCUUCCUAGACAACCAAGUGAAUUGCAAGAACCAGUACAUCCCUGGAAGCGGAGAAGGGCAUGCUCUGGAACCAAAGAUGCCGGAGCCUCUCCCAAGGGACACAGUUGAACAGCUCGUGCGGGAUGCAUUCACCAGUGCUGUGGAAAGACACAUUGAGGUCGGUGACGGACUUCAGAUGUUGCUUGUUACAAGGAACGGGAUAGAGGAGAUCUACCACCCUCUGAAGAAGGACUAA
Molecule: messenger RNA, 786 nt
Organism: Aspergillus chevalieri
Lineage: Eukaryota; Fungi; Ascomycota; Eurotiomycetes; Eurotiales; Aspergillaceae
Gene: prs3
Product: proteasome core particle subunit beta 6
Exons: 2
Coding region: 1-786 (261 amino acids)
Cellular component (GO): proteasome core complex
Source: RefSeq, a predicted model, not a curated record